ACAAUUUCGAUUAAAUCGAUUUAUUACGAUAUUUAACUGAUAAGUCAAAAGUUAAACCCCUUACCACGCAAAAUAAAUUAUCUUGUUGUGAGGUAUAAUAUUUAAUUAUUUUCUUUGCAGUAUAUCGCUUAGGUUCAACGAGUAACCAUGAGGAAUUUGGGUGCAGUAGCAGCUAUUGCCUUAAUUUUUUUGCUGAACCCGAGGGGUAGCGAUGGUACGUGUACCUUUUCGCACAGCGAUGGCGAGUAUUUAAUAGAAAUCUUUGACGUGAGUGUAACUAACGAAAAUGAUGUGAUUCCGUUCGACUGUGAACAUGUUACCGGCUAUACGGAUGCCAAUGUGACUUUCAUUUUCGUGUGGAGAUCCAAUUUACGAUACCUUCAAAGUGCAAUUCUGGAUAAAUUUGUCAACGUGCGAACGAUGUACAUUUUGGAUUCGCAGCUUACAACGAUUUUGGAUCAGGCAUUCAAUUCGUGCAAUGAACUAACAGAUCUAUACAUUGACCGAAAUCAGAUCACAACGAUUCCGACGAACGCUUUUCAAAUGUGCUCAAAACUUCGCUCAUUGGAAUUAACUGGCAAUGAAAUUCAAUCGAUCGAAGAGAAUAUGUUCGAGGGAGCCGGAAAUGUGGAAGAGUUAAACCUGUCUGGUAACAGAAUUUCGACUGUCACAGCGACUACAUUCAGACUGAUAUCAUCAUUGAAACGGUUAAAUUUAGACGGAAACGGAAUCAUCCACAUUGAUUCAAAUGCAUUUGCACCGCUUAACGGGCUGGAGACGCUUUCUAUUAGCAACAAUUUGCUAACUAAUUUAGACAGCAGCUGGCUACAAACAAAAACCAAUUUAACUUCACUGAAUUUGGCAUCAAAUCCAUUUACAUCAGUCGAUUUCGACGUCUUAUCAAAUUUAACUCUUCUAAAAUCCUUGGAUCUUAGCGGCUUGAAUUCGAUAUCGCUUCCUAGUGAAGCAUUCCAUGGGAUGGUAGGACUGGAAGUCUUGCGUUUAAAUGAGAUGGGUUUAAAUGUUGUCGACCGAAACUUGUUCACUAACAAUGUCCACCUGACCACUCUAUCUUUGACUUCAAACGACAUUUCCAGCCUAGAUCCAACAACAUUCAGCACACUGACUUCUUUGCGGUCAUUAAAUUUGGCACAAAAUCCUUUAGGAACACUAGACCCGAGUCUACUGACCGGUCUUUCAGCGCUAACAUCUCUCAACUUAAAUGAUUGCGGCAUUACAUCCAUACAACCGAAUACCUUCAGCAACCAACAAAAUUUGACAUCUCUGUCACUAUCCGAUAACGAAAUUCAGGUCAUUGGAAGCGAAAUGUUCAACGGUUUAUUGAGUCUUCGAACGCUAGCGUUAAUAGGCAACAACAUUAUCCGGCUGAAUUCGGCUGAUUUCCAGGCCGUGUCAGAUGUACAAUGGUUACAGCUAUCGUCAAAUCAAAUUGACGAAAUAGAGAGAGACUUUUUUACGCUCUUUCGAAAUUUCAAUGUGUCCGUUCUGCUAUUUGGCAAUAGAUGCACUGGACACUCUUUUACAAUUACGCAGGAUUUUGAUUUUUCAACGCUACCUCUAGAAGACUGUUAUAAUUUUUGGGAUAGCCCUAGACCAACUCCAGCGCCCACUGAGCCACCGACUCAGCCACCAACGACUGAACCACCGACCGACAACAAUGCGGCCGUCACGUUUUUUGUGUCCAUGCCAAUUUUAUUGUUUACAGUUAUGCACGCUUUACUGCAAUGAAAACAGUCGCCUUGAAAUUAUUGUAAAUGUAGAGAUUGUUAAAGAUAUGGCCUAAUCACGUAAAGCACAGUACGUACGUGGCUCCAAAUUUUUAUUUUGACGAGUGAUAAUACCACACUCUCCUUCAGGUCGGGCUAUAACGUAAUUUUGAGCCACGGACGUAAUGUACUAUUAAGUUCAUAAGUUUCCUGUGAAAUGUUUGUCCGUUAAUAAAGCAAAAAUCGGAUUUGACUUCUGGUUGACUUUUUAACAAUGAAA
Molecule: messenger RNA, 2007 nt
Organism: Bradysia coprophila
Lineage: Eukaryota; Metazoa; Arthropoda; Insecta; Diptera; Sciaridae
Molecular function (GO): protein binding
Source: RefSeq, a predicted model, not a curated record